Nematostella vectensis (starlet sea anemone) is the source of this 2422-nucleotide messenger RNA. RefSeq lists its product as uncharacterized. Lineage: Eukaryota; Metazoa; Cnidaria; Anthozoa; Actiniaria; Edwardsiidae. The transcript has 13 exons. The record is from RefSeq and is a predicted model, not a curated record. Bases 269 to 2407 code for a protein of 712 amino acids.
ACCUACUGUUGUUAAGGUUUCAGUUACUCUAAAUAAAAAAGCGAGACCUUAAGAUUUUGUUUCUAAUUUGGUAGAUUGAUGAUUAACUUAAAGCUCUCUGCAAAAUGUGCAGGUUUUUUUUUUGCUCUCAGAGCACUUAAUUCAAUUACGCGCGCUUUCAUGCUGAUAAAGUUCUGCUUUCAACGUUAAUAGCUGUGCAUUCAAUCCGAACGAUCGAACCUGGUGAUAUUGCAGUUUUCUCGUAGUUGUUGACGACGCUGCGUUGGUCAUGACACGGACUCACAGAGGACCAGCCUUAAAGAUCUUACUUUUACUUCUUUGCGCUCUACAAAAAUGUUUGGCGUGUAACGAGUCGUUAUAUGGCUUGACGGGCAGCCUCUUUUCUCCUAAUUACCCACAAACCUCCGGUGUGUGCAGCUGCUCGUGGAACAUAACGGUUCCGGUUGGUUACCGUGUUAGGUUGACCUUUGUCCACGUGAACGUGGCGUGCGCAUAUGGUGGCAUCGAGUUCAUCGAUAAAGGUGUUGUUAGAAAACUCUGUGAUUCGGGUAUCCAAACAACAGUCAGCGAAGUUCCUCACAGACAAGUCCAAGUCAAGUAUUACUCAAACUCUUCCCAACAAGCACAUGGAUUCUUCGCUCAUUUUAAGGCUAUUUCAUUAUCCGGGGCAAAUGAAACUACUUGUCCAACUGGUUUUCAAGAAUACAGCAAUGCGUGUUACCAUACUGAGAAGCUAUCCUCGUAUCUCUACAAUGACCGAUUGGAUUACUGCAAGUCUAGGGAAUCCAGCUUGCUCUCCAUCGAGGAUACACAAGAAAACCUUUUUGCUGUGGCGAGCUUGGCACUACUUACACCACAAAAGUAUCUGCUACUAGGCAUGGACAAAAACAGCACUGGUGACUACGUCUGGCGGGACGGUUCACCUCUGAUUCACACAAAUUGGAAAUCAGGGCAUCCAACCAAACAGGGACGCCCGAAACUGGAGGAGAAUGGGGAAUGGUCCGACGGCAUCGUGCCAGAGUAUUACUUUGUUUUUGUUUGCAAAAAGAAAUUGAGUGGGCCGUCAUUACCAUGUAACGUCACUCAAUUAUCACGUGGCAUCUUAAAGCUUGAAGCGUCACACGUAACUGGACAUUCUCAAUGGUCGGUCACGGUCAAAAAUAACGAACAUUGGCUGCAGGUGGAUUUUAACGAAGUGAUGAUUUCUGGUAUCGCUAUUACAAGCUAUGACGCCAUGAAGAGUAAUUGGAUAAGAAAUCUAACGCUGGCAUUUAGUCGCUAUGGCAAUGUAUUCGUUCCAUAUACGAACCCUAUGAAGCAGAUAGUGGUCCUUCAAGCCAAUCGGGAUCCUCGUAAUAUUGUCAUGAAUAAUUUGGCCAAUCCAUUUAUCGCUCGUAAUGUUCGCUUGUACCCGGAUCAGUGGAACAAUGGCAUUAAUGUGGACGUUCGUUUAUAUGGAUGCGUCUUAUCGCCACCCGCCGACAAGUGUGAUCUUCCCCUGGGGGUGGGGAGUGGUGCGGUUUCCGACGCCAUGAUUACGUCAUCAGAUUCUAGUCCCUCGCGGUUUGAUGCGCGACUUAACCUUGAUCUAGGCCUUGCCACAGCCUGGUUACCAAGUAAACCGACAAACCAAUGGAUCCAGUUUAAAUUCGAUGUCCGGAUGACCAUAAGCGGGAUAGCUACUCAAGGGAACUCCAACGGUGCCUGGGUCACCAAGUACUAUGUCCUGUACUCAGCAGAAAGUCCUUUCUCACACAUGGUCUUGAGAUUCGUAAAAGAAUACGGCACCGACCAGCCAAAGGUGUUUAUAGGUAACACGAACCAGAUGUCAGUUGCGCGUCAAACCUUUAAAAUGCCCAUUACAACGCACACUAUCAGGGUUCUGCCAGUAGCAUACCACGGGAGGGCCGCUAUGAGGCUGGAGCUAUACGGGUGUCAAAGUGCAUUUACGCCACUCCCCCCUCAUUGUGGUAAACCUGUUAGGAUAGUAGACCUUCCCGUAAAGACUACAACAAAGUUUUCUUCCGGGACUCUUAACUUGGAUGAUGGCUGGUUCUGGGAAACAAGAAAUACCACGAAUCCUUGGAUACAGGUUCGCCUUAAAAUGCAAAUGAACAUCACAGCUUUGGAAACAAAAGGCAGUAUCCAGUAUGGAUCAUGGGUGACCAACUAUACCCUCCAGUACAGCAGCAACGGCGGUCAGCUGCAGGACUUUAAAUAUAAAGGAGAAAGUGUGAAUUUUGUUGGUAAUGUAGACGGCAGCUCGAUUAUCCAUCACGAACUCAGUACACCUUUCUUAGCGGAUACCGUGCGCCUUUCGCCCACUGGGUGGUUCGGUGACAGAAUCAGCCUCACCAUGAAACUCUACGAAUGCAGCGCACUUGACCAUCAAGGUACGGACACGUGACCUGUACAUUGAGUU